Molecule: messenger RNA, 573 nt
Organism: Aspergillus mulundensis
Lineage: Eukaryota; Fungi; Ascomycota; Eurotiomycetes; Eurotiales; Aspergillaceae
Product: peptide alpha-N-acetyltransferase complex B subunit NAT3
Exons: 2
Coding region: 1-573 (190 amino acids)
Biological process (GO): N-terminal peptidyl-methionine acetylation
Cellular component (GO): NatB complex
Molecular function (GO): protein-N-terminal amino-acid acetyltransferase activity
Source: RefSeq, a predicted model, not a curated record
AUGGCUUCCAUUCGCCGCAUGUCCCCGACGGACCUCUUCUCCCUCAACCUGACAAAUCUCGACCCGCUCACCGAAAACUACGAUCUGGGCUUCUACCUCAACUACUUGAUGCGAUGGCCGUCGCUCUUCAGCAGCGUGAAGGACCGCCGCGAAGGAAUUGCUGGAUACAUUAUGGGCAAACUUGAAGAACAACACCCCUCCCUCAAAGCCUCUGAGCACUACACCCCAUGGCACGGACACAUCACAGUGCUUACCGUCGCGCCGGCAUGGCGACGUCUGGGUCAUGCGCGCCGUCUGACUGAGCGGCUAGAGCAGGGGUCUGACAUCAACGACGCCUGGUUCGUGGACUUGUAUGUGCGGGCAGGGAAUAAGGUUGCGGUGGAUAUGUACAAGGGGAUGGGGUACUCGGUGUUCCGGCGCGUGGUCAAUUACUACAGCGAUGAUCCGACGGGGAUGUCGGAGAAGGGUGAGGAUGCGUACGAUAUGCGGAAGCCGUGUAGUCGGGACAAGAAACUGGAGCAUAUAAGGGAGAACGGGGAGAAUUUCCCUGUUAGUCCGGAGCAUGUUUCUUGA